Plasmodium gonderi is the source of this 4071-nucleotide messenger RNA. RefSeq lists its product as hypothetical. Gene Ontology annotation, molecular function: protein binding. Gene Ontology annotation, cellular component: Pwp2p-containing subcomplex of 90S preribosome; small-subunit processome. Gene Ontology annotation, biological process: rRNA processing. The transcript is spliced from 4 exons. The record is from RefSeq and is a predicted model, not a curated record. Lineage: Eukaryota; Apicomplexa; Aconoidasida; Haemosporida; Plasmodiidae. The coding region runs from base 1 to 4071 and encodes 1356 amino acids.
AUGGGCGUAGAGGAGAAACCCAGCCGCAUUCCCUUAAAACUUAGUGAUGUGUUUUCCUCAGAUAAAUGUAACCAAGCGAACUCACAUCACGAAGAGGGUGAAAAUGGAAAUAAGGAGGAAUGCAAAGAAAAGUCUAUAAGUAUACUGAAUAAGUACAAAGUCACAGAAUUCAACAAGAGAGAAAUUAAUAAAAUAUACAUAAAAAAUGAAUUCUUUAAUAAUAACAGAAGAAAGAAGCAAGGAAAUAAAGUUCUAAAUGCAGGAGAAGAAAUACUCGUUAAAGCUGAUCCUGCAAAUGGAAGUAUUUUGAAAAAUGAGGAAGAAGAUGAUCAAAGCAAAGGCGAGGAGAAUACAAACAAACAUCAAUGGAACGGAAGGAAAGUUCAUAAACAAAGUAACUUAUUCAUAGCCAAUGGUACCAUUGGUCUAGUUGUUCACAAUGGAAUAAUGUGUCUAUCGAUGAAAGGAAUACAACCCUUUAUCAUUACAAGUGCUAAAAAUGCAUUUUACGUACUUGAUCCACAUAAACUUAGAAAAGCAUAUACAUCCGAAUAUUAUACAGAAGAUAUAAAAAAUUUAUAUUGUGCAAAUGGAUAUGUUUAUGUUGUUUUUAAUAAAAAAAUAUACAAGGUGAAUGAGUCUGGUGGAAAAAAGAUAUUUUCUUUGGGUGACAGCAAACAUUGUAUUCUCAACAUCUUGACGGUUUAUGAUUACUUACUUAGUUAUAGCAAAAAGGAAAUAGUAAUUUGGAAUGAUGUUCGUAAGGAGGUCUAUGGAAGAGAUGGCUUUUUGAGCAACUCGGGUAGUGAGCAGGAAGAGGAAGAAGACGAGGAAGAAGAAGAGGGGGAAAAAAAAAGAAAAAAAAAAGUACUUGAUGAAGUGCUCAAUGAAAUGUCGAGUGAAAUGGUCGAUGAAGGUGGGGGUGUGAAGAAAACGGGGAAGGGAAGAGAGCAGAAGGAUACAUAUGAAGGGAAUAACACAAACGGUAAGAAGAGUGACAAAGACAACAUAUGUGACGGAUAUAGAGUGAGUAAAAAUGCGGAUGAUUGUACAAGUAGAAAAAAGAGAGGAACAGGAGAAUCCCCUCAAGGGAAUGAUACCAUAAGGGAUAGAGAAAGUCACUUAUUCAAAUGCAUUUCAUUAUUUGACGAUGACUCAGAAAUCGAAAUUUGUAGCAUAGUACACCCACCAGGAUACAUAAAUAAAGUGAUUAUACUAACGAAUGAUAAUAAAAUAUAUCUUUACAAUAUAAAUAAGGAGAAAAUAAUUCAUGAGUAUAUCUCAUUAAAUAGUAUUAACUUAAGCAAAGAAAAAUAUAUAAACAUAAUGAUAUUAACAUCGAAAAAGGAUGAAUUGUGUAUUGUAACAUCAACAAAUGAACUUUACAUAAUUAAUACUGAAAGUGACAAAUUUGUAUAUGCAAAAAAUAUACAUAUGAAUGAUGAUAAGGUAAGUUGUGUUCAAUUUUAUAACUAUACUUAUAAUGAUGAAAAUGUGCCUGUAAUUUUAGUAGGUACAGAAAUGGGGAAAAUUAUUAUGAUAGAUACAAAAAGUAGUAACUAUUUUAUUUUAAGAAAUAUACACGAUUGUGUAAAGACCAUUUUGAUAGCUCCACAAGGGGAUUACAUAUACACAGUAGGAAAAAGGGACAACAAAGUAAAUUUACUAAAUUUGCAUAAACAUACAUUCACUUUAGAUAUAAUAAAAAAAAGAAACAGUUGUGUUGGUAUUAUUAAUAAUAUAAAAUAUUUGAAUGAUGAAAAGUUUAAAAUUGUGGUGUCAGCAAAUGAUGUAAAUCAAAGGGAAGGAAAUUUAUACAUUCUAAAUCCACAUUGUCCAGAACAAAAUAAAGAUUUUUCAUGGCACAAGAAAAUUAGCUUGAUAAAUAAAACCAUUAUUGAUUUUGAUAUAAACCAAAAUAGGCAUUACGAUUGGAAUAAUAUUCUCGUGUGUGUGAAAGAUUCGGAUCGGGUGUAUUUAGCAUCUUCCUAUAAAAAGAUUAUAGACAACGUAUAUUUAUCGCUACCUUUUGACAUUAUGAAUAAAAUUCCCAAGGGUCAUAUGAAAAAAGAUGGAAGGAGGAAAGACACCGAGAAAGAAGCAUUACAUAAUGCUGGAGAAAAGGAAAGAAACGGUGUGAGUGAUGGCAUGUUCAAUUGGAUACACGAUUUGACGAAUCACAUACAGGAGGAAGGUACAAAUGAAUUGAAAAAAGAAGAAUACAAAAUUUUUGAUGAGUAUAAUCCUUAUGAACAUUCCGCAGAAGAAGGAGAAGCAGGAAGAGAGGGAGAAAAAAAAAAAAAAAAAAAAUGUGCAACCAGUGUAUUGAUAUCUACUUGUGGGCAUAUUGGUAUUAUUGGUUACAAUGAUGGAGAAAUCCAUUCAUUUAACAUGCAAUCAACAACAUAUAGAAAUAGUUAUAAAUUAAAUAAAUACUCCAUCAAAUCGAAGGCACAUCUGAAUGGUGAUAUAUUAAAACUGCAUCUCUAUGGAAUAUGUAACUUCUUGUCUGCUUCCAGUUGUAAAGAAGAUACAUGUUUAAGGGUUUGGAAUAUAUACACAAGUGAGUUAACGUACUCGUACAAUAUUAAAAAUGAAUAUAUAAUAAAUAGAAAAAUUAAAAAUGAUAAAAAUAAUGAUGAAAUUAAUAUUGUCUCUGUUUACCAUUUUAACAUUUUAACCGUUGCGAGUUUGUCAAAUAAUCACACAAUAAUUAUAGAUAUUGAGCAAAAGUGUAUAACGAGAAAAUUUCAAUUUUCCCACUCAGUUACCAAUGUUACAUUUAGUGCAGAUAAUCGCUUAAUUUUAUUCGCAUUAAGUAAUAAUACAUUAUUAAUAUAUGAAAUAAUAUCAAAUACUUUUAUUGAUUACUUAUUAUUCAAUAAUGAUAUAAUUUCUAUGAUAUACAAUGAUAUUUAUUUAUACACAGCCCAUAAAAACACGAAAAACUUCCUCUAUUCAUUUACCAAUAAAAAUUUGUUUAAUAAUAACAAUUACGUAGUUAAUGAUUAUCAUUAUUUUCGUGCAAAUCUGAUGGAACCGUUACCCGAUGCAGAAGAUAAUAAGACAUACAAUGAUGCCACUCUUGGGAAAGUGAUCGGUAUGGAUGACUGUUAUUCGAAUAGUAUCGACGUAUUAUCAUCCACGGUAGAAGAAACCAAAAACAAGAACGAUUCAGAGGCCAAAAUUAAGGAAAGGCACAAUUCCCUACAAUUAAUGGAAACGUAUAAAUCCAGCGAAAAACAAAUUAACAAGAAUUUGAUGACUCUGUCAGGAUAUAGUAUAUCAAAAAUUGCAUAUAUCAUAUUUUUAGAUAAAAUAAAAGAAAAUUGUACAGUUCAAGAAAAUGUAAAAAAAAAUGAAGAAAUUCCCUUCUUCCUGAGUGCUAAGCUCGACAAAAAUAUAGAAUAUGCAGAUGAUAAGGAAAGGGAAUUCUUACAAAAUAUUUCCAAAGGGGUGGAGGGGGGGUACCCCGAUCAAGAGGAGUCGGAAGAGAGGGAAUACGAAGGGGAUGAAACGGUCCAAACGGUUACUGAUCAGUUGGAUGUCGAAGCAGAUGCGGAUACGAAAUCGGAUGCCAAAUCGGAUGCCAAAUCGAAUGCCAAAUCGAAUGCCAAAUCGGGAAACAAAUUAAUCUCCAAAGGGAACAAGUCAAAAAGUAGGCAUAUUACCAAGUUGGAUAAAAUCCAAAUGCCCACGUCAAAAUUGCAGGAAAUACUUGCCAAAAACGAGGAGUCCUACAUUAACGUCCUGAACUACCUGAAGGAAUUAUCCCCAUCCGGUGUGCAUUUCAACAUAUUAUGCCUGAGCACCAAGGAGGAGUUGGAAAACAUGAUGAACUUCUUCAUUUAUCACGUCAAGACGAACGACAACAUCGAUUUGAUUCAAGCGUACAUAUUCGUGUUUUUAAAAACACACGGGAAAAAGCUAUUGAAAACGAAAGCGAAAAACUUAAGGAACACCACAACUGUGCUCCUCCAAGAAAUACAAACAAGUUGGUCGAAUAUCAAUUUCUUAUUUGAAAACAUUAUUUUUUUUAUCAAGUUUUUAACAAAUAUACAGGUUGAGUGA